UGAGAGGCCUCCAGCCCGUACAGGCCUACACGUAAUAACGACAUAAAAAGCGAAGUGAGGCAGGUUUUCAGCCACGCCACCAUCCUCCAUUUUUUUUCCUACUCAACUCUAGUCUCUUCAGAGCUGCCAGUCAACACAAAAGAAUCCACAGAAACCUGGAGAAACGCGUGAAGGGAAAUGGCGCAGAAGAGAUUCAUCGUUGAAGUUGAGAAAGCCAAGGAGGCCGAAGGAGAGAGGCCGUCAAGAGGUCCUGUUUAUCGGAGCCUCUUCGCAAAGGAUGGAUUUCCUCCGCCUGUUCCCGGCCUCGAUAACUGCUGGGAUAUUUUCCGAACUUCUGUCCAGAAAUAUCCGAAAAAUCCAAUGCUUGGUCACCGGGAAAUCGUGGAUGGGAAGCCCGGCAAGUACAAGUGGAAAACAUAUGAAGAAGUAUAUGAUCUGGUGAUAAAGAUUGGGAAUUCCCUCCGCAGCUGUGGCUAUGGGGAAGGUGUAAAAUGUGGAAUUUAUGGUGCCAAUUGUGCAGAGUGGAUUAUAAGCAUGGAGGCCAUCAAUGCUCACGGACUUUAUUGUGUUCCUUUGUAUGAUACCUUAGGUGCUGGCGCUGUAGAGUUUAUUAUAUGCCAUGCAGAGGUAUCUGUAUCAUUUGUAGAAGAAAAGAAAAUACCGGAGCUAUUGAAGACAUUUCCAAAUACAACAAAGUAUCUCAAGACGCUUGUGAGCUUUGGGAAGGUUACACCUGAACAAAAGCAAGAAGUUGAAAAGUUUGGGUUGGCAAUAUAUUCGUGGGAUGAAUUUUUGCAAGUGGGUCAAAAUCAAAGUUUUGAUCUUCCUGUGAAGAAAAAGAGUGACAUCUGUACAAUAAUGUACACUAGUGGAACUACUGGCGAUCCCAAGGGUGUGUUGAUAUCUAAUGAGAGUAUCCUUACUCUCUUAGCUGGGGUUAAGCGACUGUUGGAGUCUGUCAAGGAGGAAUUGAAUGACAAAGAUGUCUACUUGUCAUACCUUCCUCUUGCACAUAUCUUUGAUAGGGUCAUUGAAGAGCUAUUUAUAUGGCAUGGUGCCUCCAUUGGUUUCUGGCGUGGGGAUGUCAAAUUGUUAAUUGAAGACAUUGGGGAGCUAAAACCAACUAUUUUCUGUGCUGUUCCACGUGUGCUUGAUAGAGUGUACACAGGUUUGACACAAAAGGUUUCCGCUGGGGGCUUCCUGAAACAAGCAUUAUUCAACUUUGCUUACUCAUAUAAGUUGAACAACAUGAAGAAAGGGAGAAAGCAUGAAGAGGCAUCUCCACUUCUUGACAAAAUUGUGUUUGAUAAGGUGAAGCAAGGGUUGGGGGGUCAUGUACGCCUCAUUUUGUCUGGAGCAGCACCUCUAUCUCCACAUGUGGAGAGUUACUUAAAAGUGGUUACUUGUGCUCAUGUCAUACAAGGAUAUGGUCUGACUGAAACCUGUGCGGGAACCUUUGUCUCACUACCACAUGAAAUGGAUAUGGUCGGGACAGUGGGGCCACCCGUACCGAAUGUUGAUGUGUGCCUGGAAUCUGUUCCUGAUAUGGGAUAUGAUGCCCUUGGAAGCACACCAAGAGGAGAAAUUUGUGUUAGGGGAAAUACCUUGUUUUCAGGGUACUACAAACGGGAUGACCUCACUAAUGAGGUUCUGACCGAUGGAUGGUUCCAUACAG
Messenger RNA from Arachis duranensis, 1675 nucleotides. Its product is annotated as long chain acyl-CoA synthetase 4. NCBI's taxonomy places the organism in Eukaryota, Viridiplantae, Streptophyta, Magnoliopsida, Fabales, Fabaceae. Gene Ontology annotation, biological process: fatty acid metabolic process. Gene Ontology annotation, molecular function: long-chain fatty acid-CoA ligase activity. Gene Ontology annotation, cellular component: membrane; endoplasmic reticulum. The record is from RefSeq and is a predicted model, not a curated record.